CUCUUUGCCAACUUGGGCUGGGUUUCGUUGCAGAGUAUUACACGGAGCCAUCAAGUGUGUAUCAGAAUGGCAGUGGAUGUGGUGCAAAGCUAAUGUUUGCAGAGAUUCCAUCAUCAGUUUGUCACUGGUUUACUCCUGAUCCUUUAAAUGCACUAGUUGACAGCCAGCAUUGAUGCUAAGAACAUUAUUUGAGAGUAAUAAUCCUUUUCAACAACUUUAACUUUGGGGAAAGAAUGAAAACCUUUAGAGCUCGGCCCUGACCCAAGAUAUUUUGGACCUCGGUUCUGCAGAUUUGGAUGUAAAGAUGAAGCUGCCACUGUCGGCUGCACUGCUUGCCCUGUUUCUGGUGCAGGUAAUGCAGGCACUGCCCCACUUCUACCACAGAGGCUGGCUCAGGCUGCUGAAGGAAGGGGAUGGUUGCGGACUUUGCCAGCCUCACCUGUGCCCGCUGCCAACGGGCUGUGUGGCGGGCACAGUGUUGGAUGAAUGUGGCUGUUGCACUGAGUGCGCUAACGUGGAGGGGCAGAUCUGCGACUUGGACAACACCAACCACUUCUACGGGAAGUGUGGAGAAGAUCUAGACUGCCUGCUGGACACGGAAGAUGUUGGCUUCGGAGAGAUUCCCGAGCCCCAGUGUGUAUGCCGGUCGCAGGGUAGCCUAUGCGGAACAAACGGAAAGACAUAUAACAAUAUCUGCCGAUUUAAGGAAACGUUUUACACAGAGAGGAACGGAAACCUCAGCAUCGAGCACACGGGUCCCUGUGAGACAGCUCCCUGGAUCUCUUCGCCCCCUCGUGAUGUGCAGAAUUUCACUGGCAAUGACAUUGUGUUUGGCUGUGAGGUGUCUGCCUAUCCCGUGGCACUGGUGGAAUGGAAAAAGAAAGGAAUUGAUAACUCGCUCCCUGGAGAUGAUUCACACAUAUCAAUCCAGGCAAGAGGUGGGCCUCAGCGUUAUGGUAUCACAGGUUGGCUGCAGAUUCAAGGGGUGAAGAAAUCUGAUGAAGGAACCUAUAUCUGCUACACAAAGAACCAGUAUGGAGAAGCAUUUGCUUCUGCAAGUUUGAGUGUCUACGAUUUGGAUUCGCCAUUUGCAAUGAGAAUGAGUUUUCAUAACAAAGCUACAAAUGAAGAUGAAGAAGAUGAUGAUGAAGAUGAGGAUUAUGAGAUCUCUGGCGACUACAAUUACUGAAAUACAUAUUAUCUAACAGUGCCUUGGUAAUACCAGUGGAGUAUUAUACAAUCUGUAACCAGUUAGCAAUAGUGCAUUGUCUUCAAACACUGAGUUGUAUCAAGUUAAGGUACUGGCUCUUAAUAAAAUCUGUGGGAAGUUGUUGCCUAGAAUUUUGAACAGCAUUUAGUCCAUUUUGACAUUGCGAUCGUUAACUGAUGGUUAAUUUUCAGUAGUUUGCUCAACUUUGCUUAUUCUCUUCUAGUGAUUGUUCCCAUAGCUUUACAGUGCUGUGCCUAUAGCAGUUCAGCAAGUCCUAAUUAAAGUGCAGAAUAACAACAAUAUGAAUAAUGAAUAAGAAGUGACCUUGAGCCUAUCACCUACAAAGAACCAUUUGCCCCACAUGGACAAUAUCUCAACUAUUUCCUGAGUGAAGAUUCUUCAUCAUGUCUAUCUUUUCUUUUAGCUCUACUCGUCAUUGUUGUAUAAAUGUCUUCAAUAGACAGUAUCUGUCCAUUCUUUGCCUUCACCCUCCCCCAGAAACCUAGGAACCACUUUGAGCUAUGAAAUACUGGAUUGUCUCCAUCUGUGCCUGUCCCUUUUUCCUGCCAAUUUUUCUCUUCCAAUUUUCUGUGUUCUUUUGGAGGUUCUGACUAAUUCUUCUUCAACUGGGAUAUACCAAAUCCAUACCAAAUCCCUUGACACCUUACCAAAUAUAAGUAUCCAAAAAUGCUCCUUGACAGUGAAUUGGCAGGUUAUUUGACCAUGAGAUGCUUCACAGUCAAACCCAAUAUUGUCCUAAACCGAUAUCAACAUGUGUACCUUAUAGCCUUUUAGGGAGGUCAAUGAUUAGUUAUUAAAACCGGAGAACACUUAAUUAAUUUUCCUCUCUCUAUCCCAAGGUUACCAAAGCCAAUUGUAGCCCUAGCUGUUGUCCUAAUUAAGAUUAUAUAAUCAAGUACUUGAUGUGUACUUUUUGGGGUUAGGGUAUCGUCAAGACCUGCAUUCAGCGCCUUUACCACUACUCGUAUUAAUCACCUCCUAACUCGUAAUGUCGCCCCCCCACCCCCAUUAUUGCAGCACUUACCGACUGCCUUAAUUUACGCAAGUAGAUUAUUGAUUAAAUUGGAUCUUCUAUGAUUUAUACAAUUUGCCUGCAACUCUGACUUCAUUAACUCUGUAAGUCAUAUUAAGUGUUAUGGUCCCGACUGAUAUGACUUACGUGAGUUUUGUAAAUGUAAUUGAGUACGGUUUGGGUUUAUUUUCUGCACUAGAAAUUUUAUUACAAUUUAUAUUUUUCAAUUCAAAAUGUACAGAGAAUUUAAUCUGCACAAAUCCUGUCCUGUUCUUGGUUAGAUUUGUUAACAUGACAAUUAAUCCAGCACUACAUAAAUUGGACCCGGUUUAGGACUGCUGGGACGGUCAGUUUAGAGGGAGCUUUAAUCUGUUUUAUCCAUGCUGGAUAAAAAAAAUCUUUUAGUUUAAAGUAGGAUCUCCUUAGAAUUGAGUUGGUUCCAAGGUGACAUGUCAAUCACUGGAAGAUUAGAAUGGAGCAAGUCUUCUGUGGAGUUUUUACUACUUGAGCUAGGUAGAUCAGUAGUAAUCUAACGUUGAGUGAUAACAGACAAUCAGUCUGAUUAGUUAAGAGGAUUUCCAGUAGAACAAACCCUCAAGGCUUGGAUUCUUCCCAGCCACCUCCUGCUAACUCUGAAAAGUCAAAGCCCUAACGGGUAGCGUAACCGUUGCUAGAGAAACAGCAAGAAGCUUUCCUCUGUUUCCAAGCAAUAUGGUAUUAGCUGGUAAUCUCCACAAGUACCUGGAGCCUGCAAAGAUCAGGUGUUGCCUUUUUAUACCAAAACUCUUGAGGAUUAGGUAAGGAGGGUAUGAGAGAGUAUGCACUCCAUACCAGACAGAUAGAAACCAAAGAAAUGUGGACACUCAAUUAUCUAUUUUGAGAAUUAUUUAGCAUGGUGAUGGGUUUUCUGCAGGAGGAAAAUCUGUCUGAUCAAAUAUAAUUGUCUUCACAAUCAACUUCACAAGUAAAAUAAUUCACCAUAAAGGUUUUUUUUCAAAGUAAUUGUUCCAAAUGUUAUGAACAGAAUACAUAAAUAAUUAAAAUAUCAUACCAUUCUUGAAACUGAUCUUAAUUUGUGGCUUUCUUUAAUUCUUUACCCACCAGUCAGUUAUAUUAGUAGGGAGAUUUAUUCCAGGUCAUCUGACUAUAUAAUGUAAAUUUGAGAAUUGCUGACAAUCUUAUCAUUUUUAGCAAACAAUUCAGGGGGACGUUGAGAAGUAAUUUCUUCAUUCAAACCUUUUUAAACAUUUCUGGGUAGAGUCUAGAUUUAGUCUAUUAAUGGUGAUUUUUUGCAUGUACAGAAAUUGUAGUUUUUAAAACAGUCUUCAAAAUUAAAGAUUGCGUUUGAGAUGGAAAUUCUGAACACUCUGAAAUGCUAAAUUAAUAGAUAGAGCAAAUCUAGACCCAGGUGGAAAUUUGCUGCAUUCAUUUCCUAAUUAGGAAGCAUUUGAUAACUGCCACUGCUCACACUCCACUUGUCUACCAUUCUCUCAGCCAGCUGUGGCCUUCUACACUUCCACUGUCCCCUCUGCUCCAUCAUCACCAGCUGUACUUGGAGUCACUACACCCCAAACUCUUCAACUCCCUGCCUCAAUCACUCUGUGGGGACUUAUGGCAAAUACAGUAAACCUCACGUAUGUCGUAUCAAUUCGGACUGUACAGUUAAAAUGACUUAUGCAAAGUAUGAGUUAUAUCAAACUUACAUAUGUCAUAUAUAUGAUUUAUGUAAAGUUAUGUAUAAGUCAGAUUUUAUAUGACUAACAUGUAACCUAUACAGCACACAAUACUGAUUUGGCUGGUGAUGUUAAGGCAAGGUUUCUGUACCAAGUUUAACACAUGCAUAUUAAGCAAUGGUAGCCCAUUCUUUCCAUAUACACUACUACAGAGUACUCUAUCUCAUCUGCAGAAAAUAUGUACAAGCAGGGUGGUCCAAUCUUUUGGCUACUGAGAGCCAGACACCAUGUUUGAGAACGACAAAAAGCUGUCCUCACUUUCCUUCAUCUGCUUUCUCUCGCUCGCUGUUUCUCUCUAUGAAUUAUAUAUAGAUCAGAUUAUGCAAGGUUUAAACUGGUUGAAACCGAAGGCAACAAGAGAUGGGCAAAAUACUCUAAUCCCAUUUCUUGCUUUUUUCUAUCCCCAUUUAGAUUAUUGCUCUUCAGUACUUAUCUAAUUUCCUUUUAAAUGUUGAAUGGUAUUACUUUAAGGAUUAUAACUUUCAAGAUGUCUCCAAUUUACCACAGUUAUUAUAAAUGUGCCAAUGAAGAUUAAAUGAUAACCAUUUUGCGUUAUAUGCUUAAUAAAAAUUAAAAAAAAGCUUGCAUUUGAUAGAACACCUUAUCACAUGAAACUAUCUCACAGAAUGGCACAUAAUACAUUGCUUUUACAAGUAAUUACUAUUAUGUAGGCAAAUCAGGCAUCUGAUGUCUCAUAAACAUGUGAUUAACGGCCAAUUUGUUUGAGUAAAUUGGAGUGAGGGAAGAAUACCGGUCAGGACUACUCUGUGCUCCUUUGCCAACUCAUCCAUUGGGAUUGUUCACCUCCAUCUCAAAAGGAUUUAGAUUUAAGGACAGCACCACCAUUAAUUCAGUAUUCCCUCGGAUUUGAGUUCAAACCCAGGGCUCUAACAUGCAAUCCUGUUACCCAAAGGUAAGAAUGCUACCAACUCUGCCAAACUGAGAUUAUAGAAUUGACUGGACACCUACGUUGUCUUACAUAUACAUAAAGCAUCUUAACAUUUAAUCUUUUCCUGCUGUGUACAUAGUGUCAAAACAUCUCCCUCUAAAUAUUUUUCAGAAUGUUAAAAAUAUUAACCGUAGUUUUUUAAGAUAUACUCUGAAUCAUAUUUAAUUGGGGUUAUUAAUCACUGAUAUUUUGCAAAUAUAUUGCAAAGAAUUUGGAAAUGCUCCUUCAUGAUUAUUACAAGUAUCUUGAUAGCCAGUUUAAAGAUAUAUAUGUUAGAUAAAAACAUAUUGAAGUGAGUGGGUUAUGCUAUUUGUUGUGCUGACACAUUUUAAAUCAUCAUGAUUGAUGGCAGCAUUGAUGGCAACAUUCAACAGAAAAUAUAGUGCAAAGAUUUGAAAGCAAUUCCUCUUCCCACCAUACAAUUAUGGAUAAAACAACAUUUAAUAGUUGUUUUUAUCAUUUUGUUGUUAGUUAACAUAUUGCAAAAUAUUCUUCAGAUCUACCACUUCCCAUUGUGUGUUUCUUUUCUAACUACCUUAAAUGGUAUGUUUGAAAACUUAGCACUGGUUGGAAAGUUUAUUGUGUUGGUUGCAAGAACCCAUUCUUAGUGUAUAAAUUUACAAUUACAUUUUUGCUGCGCUAAAAUCUUGAAAAAAAUAUUUUGUAUAUAUUGCAGAAUACUUUGAUUGUUUUAAGUAAAUAAAUGGAAACAAAGCAGAUUUGAAAGUUUAUUGGUUUGGGGAAUGUAUGUUGCAUUUUUGCUAUUGAGCAACAUUUCCACCUGUACUUAUCACUUAUUGCUGUGCUAACAUCAAUAAAAAGGUC
Messenger RNA from Callorhinchus milii (elephant shark), 5750 nucleotides. Its product is annotated as kazal-type serine protease inhibitor domain-containing protein 1. The coding region runs from base 305 to 1189 and encodes 294 amino acids. The record is from RefSeq and is a predicted model, not a curated record. Gene Ontology annotation, biological process: regulation of cell growth; regulation of signal transduction. Gene Ontology annotation, molecular function: insulin-like growth factor binding. The transcript has 4 exons. Lineage: Eukaryota; Metazoa; Chordata; Chondrichthyes; Chimaeriformes; Callorhinchidae. Gene Ontology annotation, cellular component: extracellular region.